Messenger RNA from Oikopleura dioica, 318 nucleotides. The record is from the annotation of a GenBank genome assembly. NCBI's taxonomy places the organism in Eukaryota, Metazoa, Chordata, Appendicularia, Copelata, Oikopleuridae.
AUGAUGGAGACAAAAGAAAGAAUUAAAAUUCCAAAACCAAGCAAGAAACAGCUCGUUCCCGCAAUUUUGAUCGUAAUAGUACUCCUCGCAAGUUUUUUCUGCUGGCUUGCGAUGUUUGAUUUCAACAUUGUCGAAAAAUCUCACGAAGAAUGGGAAACAGCGAGAAUCGAAGAAGCCAUCAACCAGAAUAAAGAAAUGAUGAAAAAAUUGGCGGAUGAUUGGGGAUUUUUUGAUUUCCGGGGUGAUCAUGGUUUUGCUCAACGAGGGGGGCCCUUCCAAGUUUACGACGAUUAUGCUAAGGAAUUCACAAUAUUUUAA